AUGGCAGCUACAAAGGAAGAGAGUCGACAGAAUGAUACAAAUGAGCUGGGAUGGAAGGCGAAACUGCGACUACCACCACCAGAUACCAGGAUCAGAACAUCAGAUGUAACAAACACCAAAGGCAACGAGUUUGAGGACUUCUGUUUAAAGCGAGACCUUUUAAUGGGAAUAUUUGAGAAAGGUUGGGAGAAGCCAUCACCCAUUCAGGAAGCCAGCAUUCCUAUCGCCCUGACAGGGCGGGACAUCCUUGCUCGGGCUAAAAACGGAACAGGGAAAACUGGUGCUUAUGCUAUUCCCUGUCUUGAAAAAAUUGAUCCAACAAGAGAUUGUGUUCAAGCCAUGAUCAUUGUACCCACGAGAGAAUUGGCCCUACAGACAAGUCAGAUCUGCAUCGAGCUGAGCAAACACAUCGGCUGUCGCUGCAUGGUAACAACAGGAGGCACCAACCUAAAAGAUGAUAUCAUGAGGCUCACUGAACCAGUGCAAGUGAUGAUUGCUACUCCAGGUCGAAUCCUGGACUUGAUGAACAAGAAUCUGGUGAAGAUACAGAACUGUAACGUUCUUGUGUUGGACGAGGCAGACAAGCUGUUGUCUCAAGACUUCAAGGGCAUGUUGGACAGCAUUAUAGGGCACCUACCAGACGACAGGCAGAUCAUGCUUUACUCUGCUACAUUCCCGCUUUCUGUAGAAUCUUUCAUGAAGAGGUAUUUAAAAAGUCCUUAUGAAAUCAACUUGAUGGAGGAGCUGACACUGAAAGGUGUCACUCAGUACUACGCGUUUGUGCAGGAGAAGCAGAAAGUCCAUUGCCUCAACACACUUUUCUCUAAGCUGCAGAUCAAUCAGUCCAUCAUCUUCUGCAAUUCCACCCAGCGGGUGGAGCUGCUGGCCAAAAAGAUAACAGAACUGGGCUACUCAUGCUACUACAUCCAUGCCAAGAUGAACCAGCAGCACAGGAACCGCGUCUUUCAUGACUUCCGCCAGGGCUUAUGUAGGAACCUUGUCUGCUCUGAUCUGUUCACUAGAGGUAUUGACAUCCAAGCUGUGAAUGUUGUCAUCAACUUUGACUUUCCCAAGCAUUCAGAAACAUACUUGCACAGAAUAGGUCGAUCUGGCAGGUACGGACACCUAGGUGUGGCCAUCAAUCUCAUCACUUACGACGACAGGUUUGCUUUGCACAAGAUUGAGCAGGAGCUGGGUACCGAGAUCAAACCUAUCCCCAAAACCAUCGACCCAUCUCUGUAUGUGGCCGAAGCUCAGCCAGAUGAUUCUGAAAAGGAUGAUGAAUACUACAGGCAGCAGCAGCAGCGGCAGCAGAACUAUCACUCGCAGGUGAUGGGCAAUCACCAUCAGCGUACUCCCAGAACACCAGCUGUGCACCAACAUCAGAUGCACAGGGCACCACCACCUCACAACCAUCAACAGAUGAACAGGGCCCCACCGCCUUACAGUCAACAGCAAAUGCCCAGGGCACAAGCCCCACUACAGCAGGCAUCCAGGGCACCACCUCAGCACCAGCAGCAGGCAGUUGCCUAG
Molecule: messenger RNA, 1533 nt
Organism: Candidula unifasciata
Lineage: Eukaryota; Metazoa; Mollusca; Gastropoda; Stylommatophora; Geomitridae
Source: the annotation of a GenBank genome assembly